CAGGCUGAGCCCGGCGCUGACGAGGAGUCGCGUGGCCCUGGCUGUCCGGCUGAGAAUGAGCCCCGAGGCCUGUCACGCAGGCUCGGAAAGGCCUUAACGGCUCCUCCAGCUGCAGCUGGCAUCGCGGGUUGAGCUGUUUCUGGUGGCGAGGGGGCUGAAGGCUGUGUCUCCGCAGAAGACGGGGGGAGGAAUUCAGGCUAAGCAAAGGCUUGUGGCAAAAAACAAAAUCCAGCUCUGGUGGCGCAGCCGUGGGUGAAAUCCUGCCCCACCAACUUCAAAGGGGCUUUGCACUGAGUGGCUCCAGCUUUGGCCGAGUGAUCGGCCCAGUCCCGCUCCCAGCGCAGCUCAGCUUCUCCGUACGCCCGCCAGGCCCGCUCCAAACAAGAGACAGGCCCAGCUGCUGGCUGAAAUCUUGGCCUGGACCCUGGCCCAUGGGAGCAGCGAGCGUCAGCCCAGGGUGGCGCAAAGGGCCGGGCGCAGCCAUGACGGGGGAGCUGUGCCUGUGCCUGCUGCUCCUGGGCCUUGCGACCCCCUGCCUCUCCAGGCCGGACACCCGCCAGCUGGGCAGAGCGCCGGGCCCUGACGAGCGCAGGAGCAGCGGGCCUGACCCUGGCCCUGUCCGGAGGGACCUGCUCGGGGCCCUGUCUCAGGACCAGAAGCUCCUCAUGGCCAAAUUCCUGCCCCACAUCUACGCAGAGCUGGCAAACCGGGAGGGCCACUGGCACGAGGACGAUGCCCUGCGCUCCCUGCACGACCACGACUAUCCCGGCUGGAUGGACUUCGGGCGCAGGAGCCUGCCCGAGGCCGACGAGGCCGCCUAGGAGCAGCGUCCCGCGGGGCCCGGCUCCGCCCUGCCGGAGGGGGCGGGGCAGGGGCUGCAGGCUCCACCCCCAGGACUUAUGUUUAAGCAUGUCCCACUUGACCUUGUCUCCAAAGUCCUUUGCUGC
Molecule: messenger RNA, 947 nt
Organism: Mauremys mutica (yellowpond turtle)
Lineage: Eukaryota; Metazoa; Chordata; Testudines; Geoemydidae
Product: gastrin/cholecystokinin-like peptide
Exons: 3
Coding region: 432-821 (129 amino acids)
Cellular component (GO): extracellular region
Molecular function (GO): hormone activity
Source: RefSeq, a predicted model, not a curated record